AUGAUUGAAAAAAAUAAUGUUCCUACUUGUUAUAAUUAUGGGGAACCUGGUCACAUCAGCACCACUUAUCAGAAACCAAAGAAAUCCCAUACUGGAGGAAAGGUGUUUGCGUUGACUGAAUCUCAACCUAACAGUUUUGACAGGUUGAUUAGAGGUACAUGUUAUAUUCACGACAUUCCUUUGAUUGCGAUUAUUGAUACGGGUGCAACACACUCAUUUAUUUAUGCUAAUUGUGUACAAAAAGUGGGUCUUAUUUUGUCUACUCUAAAUAGUGGACUAGUUAUCGACACUCCAGUUAACGGGUUAGUGAUUACUCCUUUGGAAUUGUUGAAAGAUGAAGCUAAAGCAUUUGCAAUGUUUGCCUCUUUAUCUAUGGAGAGUCAAGCGACUAUUAAAGGGUUACCGGUGGUGUUUGAAUUUCCAGAGGUGUUUUUAGAUGACAUGUCUGAAUUACUGCCCAAGAGAGAGGUGGAGUUUUCUAUUGAUCUUGUAACUGGUACUAGGCCAAUUUCUAUGGCACCAUACAGAAUGUCUGCAUCAGAGUUGGGAGAAUUAAAGAAUUAG
Molecule: messenger RNA, 564 nt
Organism: Lathyrus oleraceus (garden pea)
Lineage: Eukaryota; Viridiplantae; Streptophyta; Magnoliopsida; Fabales; Fabaceae
Exons: 2
Coding region: 1-564 (187 amino acids)
Source: RefSeq, a predicted model, not a curated record